GUGCCGACCAGGAACAUGAAAACUGUUUACAGGUUGACGGGGGCCCAAGGACUCACAACAGCCUCAAACCGUUUCAGCGCCAUUUCAUACUUGAAUGAGUCGCGUGAAGCGGAAGCGCACUGAUGACUUCCUGCUUGCUGAUGAGCCCACCGACAUUGUGAUUAUCACUGCAGUCAGCGAGCAGCCGCUCGAAGCGCACCUGGUCGUGCUGCUGCCAUGCUGUAAAGUCGUUUUCGACUUGCCCCGCGCCAGCAGCGGCAAGACCACCUGGGACCUCUCCAAGCUGGUGCUCGAGGGCCAGAGCAGCCCGGUGUCCUCGGCCGUGGUGCGGCAGUGGCUGGACCUGGUCUACUCGCGGGUGGACGCUGGUCGGCAGCCCCCCAAGUUCCCCAGCCUGUCGGAGGCCGCGCGGUCGCUGCUGCUAUUCGCGGAUGCUGUGGGCACCAGCCGGGUUGUGAUGGAUGCCCUCGGCGACGCGCUGGCGGCGCAGCCCGGCCUGGCGCUGCCGGUGGUGGUGAACGGUGGUGGCGGUGGUGGCGAGGGAGGGGCAGCUGGCGGGGGCGGCGGGCCGCUGCAGCUGGAGCUGGCGCUGCGCGGCAAGCUAUACUACUACCUUAAAUCUUACAGUCUGCAUGCCUUCGACGUUCCGACUUCGGGCACAGUACACACGGUCGUCUCCGGCGAGGACCUCGAGCCGUUCAAGGUCGCCCUCCCCGGCGCCGUGGCGGCCGCACUGGAGGGCUGGCUGUACCUGGCAGGGCGGUUGGGGCUGGUGGCGCUGGUUCGGCUGCUCCGGGACUUCUUCCAGGCGCAACUCAUAUCUAGUUUUUUAUCAAUCCUACGUGCGACCGCCGCAAAGGUGUUCAGCCGGCGCGUGCUGGAGUGCAUGCCGCACGAGCUGCUGGUGGAGGGCUUCGUGAGCGACUCGCUGUGGGGCCCCCAGCUGGGCCAGGCCGACGUCGCCACCGGCAGCAAGUUCAGUCUCGUCAUGAACUCCGAGCACGCGGCCGCAUGGUUUCGUGUGGCCUCAGGUGGGCAAGUGGAUGGCGACGAGAUCGAGGCAACAAACGUGUUUAAGAAGGGUGGAGGUGACAACCGGCUGCGUGUGUCCGUGGGUGGCAUGACCCUCGCGGAGCACCAGGCGGCGAUGCAGGAAGUGCUGCAGCAGCUAGAGGAGGAGGAGGCGGCGUAGGUAUCUUGUAGCAUGGAGACACCGCUAGCGCUGGCAUUGGCGGAUGCGUUGGGCAGGUGACAGUCGAGUCAAGGGAGCGAUUGAGGACGAUUAAAGAGUUGGUCAUACAGGGCUGGUUUCGAGGAGGGCAGGAGGCGUCAUUGCGGCGGUCACGGUGAGGGUCGGGCCCGCGCACAUGGCCGCACCGCACGUGAUGCCCGGCGGGCCUGGGAAAGGCGUGCAUAGGAGCAGAAGGGCAGGUGGUGUUGGGUAUCUUGGGUGGUAGCCUGUGGGCGGAUGUCAUGGAUUAACGCCACAGGACCUGUAGUACUUCCGGACGCCGUGGGGAAUACGGUAAUCAACCAAGUCCUUCACAUAGAAGGUUACCAAACUCAUGGUUGUGCAUACUGCAGGCGCCCUUAGAAUGCGGGGGUGUGAAUGCGUUAUGGCCCGGCGAAUGGCUGGCGCCAGUGGUGGACUUGAGCGAUACAGCGUGAGUGGAACGUCCCGCCAGCUCCCGCAGCUGCUGUGUAGAUCUGUAUGGAGCAGGAAAGAGGUGCGGCACUGUGCUUCAGACCUGUAUGGAGUAUGGUACGGUAGUCUUGGGAAUGGCUGCGUUUGGUGGCAACUGGCAAGCGUGAGGACAGGGUUCGGCGUACUGACGGAUAUCCAAUAUCGUGGAUGUGGGCACCAGCAGAGGAUUAUGCGGCGUUUGUGGGUGGCGUACAGCGGCGUCCCGUUCCUGUUGUGCAACCAGAUUGAUGGAAUACCCGGCCUGUAGGCGGAACGCAGUAGUUCUACGCCACAUUCGGUACAUAACCCUGCGGCACAUGCCGUCUGGGUGUGUCUUUUGCCGACUGUCCCCUCG
Chlamydomonas reinhardtii is the source of this 2039-nucleotide messenger RNA. RefSeq lists its product as uncharacterized. NCBI's taxonomy places the organism in Eukaryota, Viridiplantae, Chlorophyta, Chlorophyceae, Chlamydomonadales, Chlamydomonadaceae. The record is from RefSeq and is a predicted model, not a curated record. Bases 95 to 1192 code for a protein of 365 amino acids. The transcript has 2 exons.